Molecule: messenger RNA, 1515 nt
Organism: Symbiodinium necroappetens
Lineage: Eukaryota; Dinophyceae; Suessiales; Symbiodiniaceae
Source: the annotation of a GenBank genome assembly
AUGGCAGCCAAGCGAUGUGCGUGGGAGACCAGAAAUGAUAUCUGCGGGGUUAGUUUGUCUGAUCUGGCGGAGUUGUCUCUUGUCACCGGGGCAACAUGUACGGGCAUGGUUUCCAUUCCUGCUGCUCAGAUCAACGAGACUUCAGAAGGGCUUGCCUUCGUGACGCAGACAAGACUGCAAGAGCUCUCAACGAUACGAACGAGUCGACCGUGCGCUCUCAUUCUCAAAGGGUUCAUUUCCCAGAAGAUUGUCAGCCUGGGCAUCGCAUCUAAUCGCAUGCAUCAGAUUGUUCUUACGUUGUGGGAUGGCGUUGCUUCUUUAGUUGAGGCUCGCGCUGUAACAUUGGUGAACCUUGCAGUUGAUGAAAUGGAUUUCAUCAACAAAACCCAUUCAGAUGAUGAGUUAGCUCUUCGUGAUGAGUCAAAGCUGCCAGUUCUGUUUGAGAUGCGGAAAACAGAGGCGGCGGCUUCGGAUUGGAAGGCAUAUGGAACUGUCGCUGCUUUCAAUGUGUACAUCGAGUCGUUGUUGAAGUCAUUGGGUCUCUUGAGCCAGUCCAUCAUGCAUAAGACCAUUGAGAAGCAAGACUACUUUGUGCGCAGGGUUCAGAUUCCAUCCGGUGCUCGGGACGCCGUGUAUCGGCGCUCAGGUGCAUGUUCAGUUCAAUGCCGCGCAGUUCGGGGCCCACGGGAUCCACAAGAAAUGGGUUUAGAGGUUAUGAAAGUGCAUGGUGAGCAAAACCUCGCGGAGUUCUUCAAGUUUGGGGAAGGUCUUCAAGGGCACUUGGGCGUAUUUGCUUCACAAGGCGCAACAUACGUUAGGAUUGCAGAUUCCCAUCUGGCCGCAGCUCGCGGACACUGGUUUCCUGGCGAUGAGAGGUUUAAUGAAGAUAACUCUGCAGUCAAGUGCUCCAAGAUGUUCCGCAUACAAGGACUCCCCGCAGGCUCAUCGAUGACAGACGUGAUUACAGUGGCAAAGACGUUUGAGUGGGAUAUUGUGCCCAUUCGAAUUUAUCACUAUCAAGAGCUUGCUUCCGCCGUCGUUGCAGCACAGUGUGAGCCGAAACAAACCCGUGUGGCUACCAGUCUUGGCACUCUUCUCGUCACUGAGGAAGUACGACAGUACCGCAAAGCCAACAGGAAGGACCCAUCGCAGAUGCAGUCCCAAGGAGAGUCUCUAACACCAGCUUCCUCAACUUCUUCGACUACGACAGCCGUCAGAGCCCUCAACUUUUCCACACGUCGGCCAGGACCGUCUUUGCUGCCUCCCCCAGAUACGGUCAUCCAUGGCAGAGUGGAUGCACUAGAGAAGCAGUUGGGGCAAGCAGUUAAAGAUAUUGAGGCCUUACGAAGUGAUCAACUCGACACCAAAGAACAGCUGAGGGACUUGAAAAGUUCUCAAGACGUAGGUUUUAGAGAUCUUCUCAUGGCGAUUCAAGAGCUCAAAGCCGGAAGCUUCGCAUCGAACAGUUCUCCCGCGCACGCCAUUUCUCCACCUUCGAAGCAACAGCGAGUUUAA